Messenger RNA from Cataglyphis hispanica, 1365 nucleotides. Its product is annotated as integrator complex subunit 15. The record is from RefSeq and is a predicted model, not a curated record. Lineage: Eukaryota; Metazoa; Arthropoda; Insecta; Hymenoptera; Formicidae. The transcript is spliced from 4 exons. The coding region runs from base 123 to 1223 and encodes 366 amino acids.
UCAUGCGAUGUACAUGAUAUAUCUAUAUAUAUGAAUGUAUAUAUAAAUAUUUCUGUCCAAAGAGAGUAAACGCUGAAAAUUGAAUAAUUUCAUGUAUAAUUUGCAAUUAUACUUGCAUUAUAAUGACCGGGAGUGAUGUAAAACAAGCUCUCAGAAAGCUAGAUUUUCCUUAUUGCGCCAGGGAAGCUCUAUGCAGAAUCGAAAUACUUUGCUGCAGACCCGGUAAACAAGUCGAUCUACAAAUGGACUUGAUUUCGGAGUUUGUGUUUGGAGAGAUAGAGAAACGAAAGAAACGUAACAUGACCAUGGCGAUACAAGAAUUGCAACUGAUAGAAAUUAUGAGCGACUUUUUUCAAAGUCCAGGUGGCACGCCAGCAGUACGCAAUGCUCUCUUUCUAUCGCUUUUCCCAGCAGAUAGUUCCAGAUAUAAGACUUUAGGUAACCUAGUAUCUUUGGCAAUUGCCACGCAAAACAAAGCGGUGCUGAACGCUGCUGGCAUCUGGAUGCAGCAAUUGGGUUCCACUUCGGUGCAAAGUGUAGGAUUGGCAAGGCAUAUACUCAAUGAUUAUUUUGUACUUACGCCAAAAUCCAUCGAUAAACUGAAGCAGUUACCUGUACUCGCGCCACAUUUCACCGCAAACUUAUUAACGGCAAUAGGUGAAGUUUAUGAAGACAAAGAUCCACCUAUGGAGCUGCUCAGAUUGCUAGGUGAAUGGAUUGAUGAGAAUCCAAGUUUACUAUUGACUCCCUUAAUGGACAAUCCAGCGUUGCCCACUGGUGGAAUUCCAAUGACACCGAUAACACCUAUAGCAGGCCUGUUUAGGUAUUUUAUGUGGUGCAUAUUGAGUCCUUUGCGUCAUGACGCCGCAGAGAAUAAGGAGGGUCAGCAAGAGACGCGAAAAUUUUAUUCAAAAGUUCAGCAGUUGCUCAUGGAUUCGGUAUUGCGUCUAAAUAGCAGCGGUAGCAACAAGCAUGCGAUAUCGGCGCAGCAUUUGGCAUCUACCACUCGUUUAUUAACGACGAACUUGCAAAAUCGUGCAAACAUAGAUACGGCUUCGCGUGAUUUAGCCAUGGAGCGACUUGCGCAAGCUGUCAGUGCGGCCAUGUCUGCAAAUUGUAUUUAUGGAAAUAAACAAGAACUAUUGGCGCUUUUGCAACCAUUAUCGUAUCAGCAUUUUUUAAUCGAAUGGACAUUACAAACUUAUGCAACUAAAGCAGCUUGAGACACUAUAAUGACAAUGUGUUUAUUUCACAGAUAAUUUAGUAAUUAUUGUUUGUACAUAAAAAGAUGCAAUUUUAUUGGACUUAAUUAUACAUGAAUAUUUAACUACUAUACAUUUAAUUUUUAGCCUAAAAAGGCUUGAA